Molecule: messenger RNA, 3331 nt
Organism: Phycodurus eques (leafy seadragon)
Lineage: Eukaryota; Metazoa; Chordata; Actinopteri; Syngnathiformes; Syngnathidae
Product: putative helicase mov-10-B.1
Exons: 23
Coding region: 76-3024 (982 amino acids)
Molecular function (GO): 5'-3' RNA helicase activity; ATP hydrolysis activity; RNA binding
Source: RefSeq, a predicted model, not a curated record
GGAAGUCUUCAUUGGUACUUCCGCAUUUGAACGAGGGAGGAAUUCAGUGGCCGUGGGAGAGGGUCGUCAGAAAGCAUGCAAAAUACCAAGAAGUCAGGGCUCAAAGCUGGGCUGCAAUUCUUUGUGUUUCUGAGGGAAACCGACCGUGCAACCAUUGUGGUUAGAUCCGAACUGAAAGAAAUUUACAACACCGAGUUCAAAGCAAGGAAUCAAGACACCAAAGUGCCAAACUUUAGCACGGUCCUCUACGCCCUGAAACAGUCGAAGAAAAUACACGUGGGCAGAUACAAAAUUCGCGUCAUGGUCAGAGAGAUUUCAGUGGACCAGUGGCACGUGCCCAGGAGAUCCCAGCCACAGGUGGUCUUAAAUGUUGAGGAACAUCCAGCUCCAGAUCAGCCGCCACGUUCUGCAAUGGAAGAAAAUAUGAAAGCGGCCAGAGACCUUACAAAAUUGCUGAAGAAUAAGAGGUCUACCUUAAUUUCCAAUAAAUAUAAGAUUGUCAUCAGCUCAGACCCCGAUUUCCAAAAUGGAUUACUUCUCUUUGAUGUGGAAACGGAGCAGCAUGUUGUUAAUGUAAAUGUGGAAAACACUGGAACUGAAACUUUGCUUUUUACCUACUACACUGCACUGCACAAGCUUAGCUGCUUCACACUAAAGGAUGAGCACAAGGUGACCCGAAAAAACCCACUGUCACUCAAACCAGGCGAUCGCUAUGUAAUCCAGGUUCACUACCAGUUUGAGAGCGCUGGUUGGUAUCCAGUGACGUUGACCUUUGAAUUUCAGCAGAAUUCCGCCCCUUCUCCAUUCUAUAUCGUGCGCGAUAUUCGGGUUCAUUAUUUAAACACGCUGGGAAUGGAGCUGAAACCUAUUGCUCCAUUCAAACGCUCCCGUCCUGCUCCUGUGCGUCAGUGUGCGUUGGACUUAAAAGUUGUGGAGGGAGUGCCACCUGAUGCGCUGUCAAUUAUGGCGCUAAAAAGUGAAACCCCACUUUAUUCUUAUCGGACGCCAAAAGAUAUAACCAAGCGCGUUCUGUUACUCAACGAGGACCCUCCCAGAGAUAAAAGUCGGGUGCUGGCCAGUCCUUUAAGUUAUAAGAACUACUCUCAGAAGUUCCAUGAGUUGUUGUAUUUGGAGGAACAUCAGAUGCAAGUGGACAUCAUGCAAUACUUCAUACCCAACAAUGACAAUGACUACACUUGCAUGGAAAAAGAUCCAAGCAACAAGACACUGCUCAUUCUCCAGGUACCUGGUCUGUCUGAAAACCGCCCAUCUGUGCUACGUGGAGAUAGGCUGCUGGUUUACCAGAAGGGAGAACAACAACAGAAGUACUCCGGUUAUGUCCACAGAGUAGAACGGGACUCUGUCAAACUGGGCUUUAACUCAGAAUUCUUAAAUAAUUUUGUUGAUGGCAUGAAGUUCAACGUGGAAUUCACCUUCAACCGCCUGGUUUUGCGUCUGCAGCACAGAGCAGUGGAAUUUGCGACCAAGUUUAAACUGGAAAACGUGUUGUUCCCGCCAGACAGCCUCUCCUCAAAGCAAAUAUCUAACAUUUGCAAACUCAGUUUCUAUGACAGACAGCUGGAGAAAAACCCCGAGCAGAGCAAAGCUGUGCGUCAUAUUGUAGCUGGCACCUCCAAGCCUGCUCCGUACUUGGUUUUCGGUCCACCAGGCACAGGCAAAACGUUCACUUUGGUGGAGGCUAUCAAACAGAUCGACAAGACCCAGAAAGACUGCCACAUUCUUGCCUGCGCUCCCUCCAACAGUGCUACGGAUCUCCUGUGCACAAGGAUUCUGAAGGGCCACGGGAAUAAGGGCAAGGUGUACCGCAUGUAUGCCAGCAGCCAAGACACACAGUGUGUCCCUGAGGAGCUGAAGGCAUGCUCUAACCUAGUUGGGGACGGUUAUGCAUUCCCUUCCAAAAAGGAACUGAUGGGGUAUCGAAUCCUGGUCACCACUCUGUUCACUGCUGGAAGGCUGGUCACAGGAAACCUCCCCAGAGGUCAUUUCACUCACAUUUUUGUGGAUGAGGCUGGACAUGCUACGGAGAGUGAAUGUGUAAUCCCACUGGCUGGGCUGCUCGAUCCCGAGGUUGGCCAGGUGGUUCUGGCUGGAGACCACAAGCAGCUGGGACCCAUUGUCGCAUCACCUCUUGCACUUAAAUAUGAAUUGGGCUUUUCCCUCUUGGAGCGACUGAUGAACAUUUCCUCCUCAGUGUACCAGAAGGACGGUGUGCUCAACGACCUCUUUGUCACCAAACUGCUACGCAAUUACAGGUCCCAUCCUGCCAUUCUGAAGGUUCCCAAUGAGCUGUUCUAUGGCGGAGAGCUCCAGGUGUGUGCUGAUGAAAUGAAACGCAACUCCUUCUGCAAAUGGGAACACCUUGAACGACCGGACUUCCCAGUGGUUUUCCACGGGGUGACGGGUAUGGACGAGCGCGAGGCCAACAGCCCGUCCUUCUUCAACAGAGCAGAGGUGCAGGUCCUGAUGGACUAUGUCAAGAAACUGCUGCAGACAGGUCGCAAAAAGGGCCUGAGCACCAUCUCUCCCAAAGACAUCGGCAUCAUCACCCCCUACAAGAAACAAGGACAGAAAAUCCGUCAGGCCCUCAAUAGGAUUGGGAAAGAGUUACCAUUUAUGGAAAUGAAUGCCUUGAAGGUUGGUUCGGUGGAGGAGUUCCAAGGUCAGGAGCGGAGAGUGAUCUUGCUGUCGACAGUCCGCAGCAACCUCAAUUACACAGACUUUGACAAACAGUUCAACCUCGGCUUUGUUGCCAAUAAGAAGAGGUUCAAUGUGGCAAUGACUCGAGCUCAAGCUCUGUUGAUCGUGGUGGGAAACCCAGUGGUGCUUUGCACUGACAACGUAUGGAACCACUUCAUCAAGUACUGUCAAGAUUCAGAAGCCGACCGUGGGUACAAGCCUGUGGAGGAAGCUGAAGCCGUAGCCGAAAGACUUUCGUCUCUUUACCACAAGAUCCACGCUCAAGUGAAUGGGCAGGACGAAGGGUACUAUCGAACAGAAGAGUGACCUGUGAGAUUUUUAAAAAAGUGCCAAGAAUGUUUCAGCACCUGGGACCAAACAAAUCACAUUUAAGAAAUGAAAAUGCAACAUGACAAAUCAUAACCCAAAUGAGUUCAGACGACCACACAUGCUACUUUAAAAAGAAUCUUUAUUACUAAUGAAAUGAGCCAUGUGAAGUGUUUAUGAAAAAUCAAUCUGUUGUUUGAGGGCUUUUUUAUACAGGCACAUUUUAUACUAUUCAAUAUUGUGGUAUAAGAUGUUAUUGGAAUGUUUCUGUGUCAAAUAAAGGUAUUACUUAGCGCUGCUAAAUUUA